AUGUCGACCCCCCUGAAACUCGCAGUGCUGGAUGAUUACCAAGGCUUCGCUGAGCCUCAUUUCAAGGAGUUGGAUCCAGCCAAGUACGAUGUGACCAUUUUUAGGGACACCCUCCUGCCUUACAAUCAUCCUGAUACCCCUCAGGAGGUGAAGGAUCAGCUCGUUAAAAGAUUUCAGCCAUUCGCCAUCAUUUGCACUAUGAGGGAGAGAACUCCGUUUCCAAAAGAACUUAUCGAUCAACUUCCCAACCUGAAGUUAUUGCUCACCACGGGUGUCCGCAAUGCUUCACUCAACUUGCCAGCUCUCAAGGAGCGUGGCAUCCCUGUCGCGGGGUGUCUUGUUCCUUCUGACAGCACAACACAACACACGGUGGCGUUGAUCCUUUCUCUUGCCCGGAACUUGACACCGGAUGAUCGCUCUGUCAAGAGCGGUGGCUGGCAGACAUCGUCUGCCAUUGGUUUGACAGGGAAAUACUUCGGUGUUCUUGGUUUGGGUAGACUUGGAGCGGCGACCGCCAAGAUCAUGCAACAAGCUUUCGGGAUGAAGAUCCUGGCUUGGAGCACGAACCUCACCCAGGGCGCCGCUGAUGAGAAGGCUCAAAGCCUAGGACUCCCCAUUGAAUCGGAGGACGGUGAGAAGACCUUCAAGGUCGUGAGCAAAGAGGAAUUGUUCAAGACGGCGGAUGUCGUAAGCGUGCAUCUCGUGCUGUCCGACAGAUCAAGAGGUAUCGUCAGUGCGAAGGAAUUGGAGUUGUUGAAGCCGGACGCCAUGUUUAUCAACACUUCUAGAGGCCCGUUGGUCGUUGAGAAGGAUUUAAUCGAUAUUCUGAAGAAGGGCAAGAUCCGAAGUGCCGCUCUAGAUGUCUUUGAAAUCGAGCCUCUGCCCCUGGAUAGCGAAUGGAGGACAACCAAGUGGGGAGAAAAUGGCAGCAGUGACGUUCUCCUGUCACCCCACAUGGGAUACGUGGAGAAGAGUGUCCUAUCUCACUGGUAUACCAAGCAAGUUGAGAACGUUUUGAGAUGGGAGAAGGGUGAGGCCCUAGCACAGAACUUCUUUUGA
Molecule: messenger RNA, 1059 nt
Organism: Phaeoacremonium minimum UCRPA7
Lineage: Eukaryota; Fungi; Ascomycota; Sordariomycetes; Togniniales; Togniniaceae
Product: putative glyoxylate reductase protein
Exons: 2
Coding region: 1-1059 (352 amino acids)
Molecular function (GO): NAD binding; oxidoreductase activity, acting on the CH-OH group of donors, NAD or NADP as acceptor
Source: RefSeq, a predicted model, not a curated record